Messenger RNA from Trichomycterus rosablanca, 2944 nucleotides. It is a transcript of the gene tcf7l1b, whose product is annotated as transcription factor 7 like 1b. Gene Ontology annotation, molecular function: RNA polymerase II cis-regulatory region sequence-specific DNA binding; DNA-binding transcription factor activity, RNA polymerase II-specific. The record is from RefSeq and is a predicted model, not a curated record. The transcript has 12 exons. Gene Ontology annotation, biological process: canonical Wnt signaling pathway; regulation of transcription by RNA polymerase II; generation of neurons. The coding region runs from base 752 to 2497 and encodes 581 amino acids. NCBI's taxonomy places the organism in Eukaryota, Metazoa, Chordata, Actinopteri, Siluriformes, Trichomycteridae. Gene Ontology annotation, cellular component: beta-catenin-TCF complex; chromatin.
CCUGCUCAGCGCCGGGUCUAUUUUCUCUUCAUUUUGCUCUUAUACUUUACACUACGAACACCAUGUUGUUCCUGCGGACAGGAGGAACGAGAAUACGGUUUCUGUGAUAUUUUUAUUUGGGUGAUUUCUUUCCUGACACAGAGAGAGAGAAAGUGAGAAAGAGCGGUGAGGAGAAACGACCGUUGAAACUUUCGUGCAGUUAACUGUUGAGUUGUGGUCGAGCGGCUACAUUGUUGGAUAAAAAGUCGCAAACGUCGAUUUUUUUCAGACAUACUGGCUGAAAACUCCAGUUUGGAUGGUCGGGAGUGAAUUUACUAAGCGUUUUAAGUCUUUUCGAGUUGUUUUUGAGGUGCUUUUGUUCUCCUCAGUUUGAACAACGAGGCUCCAGUCAUCCAUCUCGGCGAAGAAGUUUACUCAACUCUCGCUACGCUACUCGGUGCUUCUUGUAUCCAAAGAGCUGGAAUUUUUUCACCAGGAUCCAUUUAAAGUGGGUCACAGUCAUGGACAAGUUGGAUUUCGCUUCUGAGGAUUAUUCCUACUGAAUUUUGAUUUCCCUCGACGUGUUUUGAAUGCAGUGUGAGAACUGAACUCGGUGUGUGUGCGUGUGUAUAAUCCGCGGUUACUGAAGGCUACAGUCGUUUCCCUAUAGCAGACCGCGCUGUGUGUGUGUGUGUAAACACCUCGGUUCAGAACCGAGUUUUUAUUAUUAUUGUUAUUAUUAUUAUUUGGGGAGUACAAGAACAACAUCAACAUGCCGCAGCUGAACGGAGGCGGAGGAGACGAGCUCGGAGCCAACGAUGAAAUGAUUUCGUUCAAAGAUGAAGGCGAACAGGAGGAUAAAACAGCCGAGAGUGUUUCUGCAGACAGAGACUUGGACGAUGUGAAAUCCUCCUUAGUGAACGAGUCCGAAAACAACAGCAGCUCGUCCGAUUCUGAGCCUACAGAGAGACGCCCUCAGCCACGGCCAGACAUCGACAGUUACGAAAAAGCCAGAGAGUGUUUCAACGAAGCUUUGAGAAGACAGCAUGAAGGAGGCCUGUUCAAGAGCCCACACUACCCAGGCUACCCAUUCCUAAUGCUUCCCGAUUUGGCCAGCCCUUAUUUGCCCAGUGGAGCUCUGUCUCCUACCGCCAGAACCUAUCUUCAGAUGAAGUGGCCUCUGUUGGACAUCCCCAGCUCAGCUGCAUUAAAGGACUCUAGAUCACCCACACCAGGACAUUUGUCUAACAAGGUUCCUGUGGUGCAGCACGCUCACAUGCACCCCCUCACCCCCCUCAUCACCUACAGUAAUGAUCACUUUUCGCCAGCCACACCUCCCGCACAUCUCUCCCCAGAGAUCCUUGACCUAAAGACAGGUAUUCCCCGAACUCCUCACCCAUCAGAGCUGUCGCCGUACUACCCGCUCUCUCCUGGGGCUGUCGGGCAGAUCCCUCACCCUCUGGGCUGGCUUGUGCCACAGCAAGCACAGCCCAUGUAUUCCAUUCCUCAUGGAGGUUUUCGCCACCCUUACCCAGCACUCGCCAUGAACGCCUCCAUGUCCAGUCUGGUGUCCAGUCGUUUCUCCCCUCACAUGGUGCCUCAUCACCCUCACAGCCUCCAUCAGACGGGAAUCCCACACCCAGCCAUAGUGUCACCCGCCAUCAAACAGGAGCCCAACGGGGAGCUCAGCCCGGCCUCUCACACGAAGUCUCCAGGGCCGCCUAAGAAAGAGGAGGAGAAGAAGCCUCACAUUAAGAAGCCCCUGAACGCCUUCAUGCUCUAUAUGAAGGAGAUGAGGGCCAAAGUGGUGGCCGAGUGCACACUUAAAGAAAGCGCCGCCAUCAACCAGAUCCUGGGCAGAAGGUGGCACUCUCUGUCACGGGAAGAACAGGCCAAAUACUACGAGCUAGCUAGGAAAGAGCGACAGCUGCACUCUCAGCUCUACCCCGGCUGGUCCGCACGGGACAACUAUGGCAAACGGAAGAAGAGGAAGAGAGAUAAUAAGCCUGAGUCUCCAACAGAGGAAUAUUCAGUAAGAAAUAAGAAGCCUUGCGUGCAGUACCUCCCUCAGGAGAAGAUGAUCGACAGCCCAGCGUCUUCUCACGGCAGCAUGCUGGACUCCCCGGCCACGCCCUCCGCCGCCCUGGCGUCGCCCGCGGCACCCGCCCCUACUCAUUCCGAGCAGGCCCAGCCUCUCUCGCUCACCACCAAACCUGAGCGCCAUCACCCUCACUUCUCUCUGAUCUCCAAACCUUCCUCAACAUCUUCAACCUCCUCUUCCUCCUCUUCUUCAUCUGCCUCCUCUGUAUCCUCCUCCUCCUCUCACCCGAGCAUCUCGCUCGCCCUUAGCUCCUCUGCCAGUCAGUCCACUCUACCUCUCCUGUCUCGACCAAUCCCCUUCAGCUCCCUGCACCCCUCCCUCCUGUCCCCGCCCUCGCCGUUUCAGGCCGCCUUGCACUCUCAUCACGCCCUGUUCCAAACACAGCCCCUGUCAUUGGUAACCAAAUCAGCUGACUGAACCUAAAGCAGGUCUCUCUCUCUCUCUCUCUCUCUCUCUCUGAUCUAUAAAUGUGCUGUAUAUUGCUUUUUUUACCUUUUUACACAUAGAUGUCAGGUUCACUUUUUUGAUAAGCGAAAAGGAAAGGAAUAUUAUUGGUCAAUAUUUGAUCACCUGCUUUUCUGUGUCUCUCUAUGAAACAGUGUAUUUUUUUGUAAAUUCUACUUGAACUGGUUUCUUAUUUGAUACAGUUAUCCAGUAAACUCCGUGUAUAAAGAAUACUUGUAUUAAAAACUUCUUUAAUAAGAUAAGAAGGAACAAAAAAAAAUUCUUAAAGCUUACUUGUAAUUAAUGGUAGUUUUGAAGUUUCAAUCAUAGUACAGGCAUUUAUUAGAAGCCUUUGCGACUACCCCUCCAGUUUUGAAAUGUGUGAACUCCAUAAAUAAAACUUGUACAUUGUUUCUAGAA